AGACCAGGAGAGAGAGAGAGAGAUGAACGGAGGAGCAGUAAGAGAGCUGCUCGUGUGUCAUGCAGCAGAACAGCUGGAAAUGAACCGCUUCAACCAGCGGAUGAGACACACGAGAUCAGAGGCAGUCCGGUAGAACUCAAGUGUGCAGAAGGUGAAAGGAAACAGAUCUCAAGCUGAAAAAAGAUGCAGGUUUUGCACUCUCAACGCCUUAAUGAACCUCCGCUCAACCCAUGGGUGAUCCUCCGCUCCAGUGGCCAAGUAGAGCGUGCACACUGCACAUGCAUGGCUGGCAUAGCAGAGUCUUGCACAUAUGUUGAGGCUCUCCUUUUUAAAAUCAAAGUAUCAGUCCGGAUACGGGGGACCAAGACUGUCACUGAUGUUCCAGCCUACUGGAUGAUGCGCGCUAAUGUUGAUAAGGUCCAAUCAGAGGUGGGCAACAAGAUCGACUUCACCACUGGUGCAGCUAAGAGAGUGGCACUUGACAAGUGCAUCAGUGGAGAGAGGGGAAUAUCAGGGAUAUGUACUCAUUUAGGCUCCACGAGUCAUUGUGGACAUGCACUCUCACAGCAAGGCUAUUUGUCUUUCUGGGAUGGAGGAGUAUUACCAUCAUUAUAUCACCCAGUUAAGCCACAUGUAGUGCCAAGUUCCCUACGGCAUCUUUGUGACCCAGGAAAGGAUGGAUGCCAUCUACCCAUCCUGUUCCAGCAUUGCAACACCCUCACACACCUGCUAGCAGUAACAGAGAUACAGGCAGCUGCAGUUGAAGCUCAGACGAGACUGCAACAUCCCUCAUCUGUCUGGUACACAUCAAGAGCAGGAAGAAUAACAGCUUCAAAUAUGCAUGCCAUUGAGUCCGCUAGAGUUGAGAAACCAGCCACAUCAACGGUGUCAACAGUGUGCUAAAAACAGCUAUCAGAUGGGGAUAGACAAUGAAGGAACAGCAAAGCCUAUGUCACACUGGCAGCACCUCAACACACAAGUUUAAAAGUGGAGCAAUGUGGAUUUAUCAUAAAUCCAUCAUUUCCUGAGGUUGGAGCAUCGCCUGAUGUAAUCAUUCACAGCACAUGUUGUGGGAAAGGCUGUCUGGAAAUAAAGUGCCUCACUGAAUGAAUAGUCACAGUUUUUCUGAUUUGCCCUGUAAUCGAAAUCGUAUGUAUAAUAUUACAGUUAUUUAUUUACCUCAGCGCUGCUUGCAGAAACAGUUCUACUCCACCAUCAUUGAAUCCAUCCUCUGCACUUCAGUAACUGUCUGGUUCAGCUCAGCUUCUA
This is a messenger RNA of Carassius auratus (goldfish), 1269 nucleotides long. RefSeq lists its product as uncharacterized. NCBI's taxonomy places the organism in Eukaryota, Metazoa, Chordata, Actinopteri, Cypriniformes, Cyprinidae. The coding region runs from base 184 to 903 and encodes 239 amino acids. The transcript has 3 exons. The record is from RefSeq and is a predicted model, not a curated record.